Molecule: messenger RNA, 1104 nt
Organism: Moesziomyces aphidis
Lineage: Eukaryota; Fungi; Basidiomycota; Ustilaginomycetes; Ustilaginales; Ustilaginaceae
Source: the annotation of a GenBank genome assembly
AUGCCAGCUCAUCACGCCUCUCCCACUAGCGUGACUGCUUUGGUGUAUCGAGGCCUGCUGCAUACUCGUGCUGCUGCGGCUGCUGCUGCUGCGCGUCUCGGUCUUCGCGCUCGGCCUCGCCAUGCACCUCUCGCCGAGCGAUCCGAGCCGCCGCAACGGCACCUCGAUGGCCAGCCGUCGUCUUCCUUCCGAUUUUGCUCCCCCUCGCCUCUCGGACUCCGCAUGGGUGCCUUCCUGAUCCAGCUGCGCUCGACUGUCGGUCGAAUGGCGCCGUCGCAGCCUUUCUUUCGAGCCCGUCAAGGCUCGUCCCCGCAUCUCAACCCGAGAGUGAGGAGGCAAUUCACCUCCUCAAGCAAAGAAAGCCGCCGCCACCUCGGUGCCGACGUCCCAUCGGAUUCCUCGAUCCUCUCAAGCAACAAGCAUAUCUUCACCAUGGAGAAGAGCAAACGCGACGAUGUGGAUGCGCUCUCGUCGCCGAGCAAUCCGGCGCACUACUUUGCCUAUGCCGCCUCGGCGUUUCUGAUCACGCUGUCUUUGCCGCUCCUUCUGUUCCCUCGCAUGCUGCUGCUGCUCUCGACGCCGCGCGGGGCUGUGGGGCAGGCAGCUUCCGACGCCGACCGCAGUGCGGUGAGCGCGAUCGGUCCCGAGCUCACGCCGCUCGAGCGAUACGCAUCGCACACCAAUGCGCUCGGCAUGCUCGCCAUCGCCGCACUCAUCCUCGUACUCUCCGGCGCCAUCCCCGUCUCGACCUCGCCCGUACCCGACGCAUCUUCGUCGGGCAAAUCGCCUUUCCGAAUCCCCACCGUCGUCAUCAGCACCGUCUACUUUGGCCUCAACGCCUACUCGGCAUGGACCUUUUCCGGCCCCAACAAGCCAACCGGCAGCAUCGAUCCGGCGGCCUUGGGCAUUGGGACGCUCGGAAAGGUGUUGGGCGCAGCACAUGCCGGCUUUGCUUUCUGGGGCCUCGCAGUGUUCAUGUUCGGAAACGACCUCACGCGCAACAGCAAAAAGGCCGGAGACGCAAGUGCAAAGGAUAAGUCGGUCAGCAACUUUCCCUUCAAAAACCAGUACGCCGCCGAGGAAAAGGCGAAAAAGUCGAGCUGA